Haemonchus placei is the source of this 912-nucleotide messenger RNA. The record is from the annotation of a GenBank genome assembly. NCBI's taxonomy places the organism in Eukaryota, Metazoa, Nematoda, Chromadorea, Rhabditida, Trichostrongylidae.
AUGGCUUGUAAAGCUGUGCAUUCUCAUCUUCUUCUCGGUUUAACGAUAUUACAUGCUAUCAUAAUAGAGUAUCUAUUUGUUUCGGAUAUGUAUUUGUUGUAUCCUGUAAAAGUACCCGCUCCUUCUGGACCUAAAAACGCAUCCUCUUCUGAAGAACCCAGGCUUGAUUUGAAUGGCAUUAAGGUUGUCGUUGGUAUAGGUGCUCACAUUGUCUGUUUAAUAAGUUUGAUCGGAGCAUUACUGGCAAACAAUAUUUCGGCAGUGGCACGUAUUCUGCCACCAAUUGUUGUGAUUGUCAUUUUGAUUUUCACAUUAGCAUUCAAUAUACCAGCAGCGAUAUGCUUAUUGCUUCACGAAGCACCAAAACAUCCUGGCGGUUUUUCACGUGCCGUUCGGUUUUCUAUGAUCCUUUCCUUCACAACAAUUGCCUAUUCAAUUCUUGUAAUAGUCGUUUACUGUGUUUGUAAACCUGGCCAUGAAUCGUUGCGACCCGUUGGUGGUCCUGUUUCGUCCAGACAGCAGCAAAGCAAAGAUGGCGACGAAAAAAGGAGUAAGGAACAAGCCGAAGAAAAGCGGAGCGACGAACGCAAGGUGAAACACAGUUCUGGAACUUCUCGUACAGAGAACAAGGUAUUCGGCUAUUUACUACCAACUAUUUCGUUUUGGGUAACUCCAGAGGAUGAAAUACCCUCUCCGGCUCCACCACCAGCUCGAAAGCCUGCUCCACCUCCACCUCCACCUCCACCACCACCGCCACCGCCACCUGCACCUUCGGCUCCAGAUCCUACUCAAGCUGCUCCAUCUCCUUCUCCUGAAGGCGCAGACGCGAAGAAAGAAUCAGAUGGGUUGUACGAGAAUUUGGAGGUUCCUCAAGGAUUCGGAGCUGCACCUCCCCCUCCUCCACCGCCUUGA